CAGACGAAGAUGUCGACGAAGGGCGUCGUCGUGAAAGUGGCGCCGAGGAACAGAUUACUGAAGAGAUUGCAGAUGAGGUCAACGCCAGCGAUGAUGAUGACGACAAUAAUAAUUAUACCUCUGUUGACGUCGAAGUCAACCAAGGACCUGGAAAAGAAGAGAUGGGUCUGUCACGUGGGGCGGGUCGUGCUGCCAAACUUAUGGGCGUUCGACUACCCUUGGCCAAUUUAAUUAGUAAAACUAAACGUGGGGACCCCCAGAAAGCUGUAUCAGUUCCGAAACCAGCACCCAAGAAAGCGAACCAUUCCGUCGUAUUUGAAACCACUGCCGACGUGGAGAUCGUGAACGAACAAGACAACA
Lymnaea stagnalis (great pond snail) is the source of this 360-nucleotide messenger RNA. Lineage: Eukaryota; Metazoa; Mollusca; Gastropoda; Lymnaeidae. The record is from the annotation of a GenBank genome assembly.